This is a messenger RNA of Ruditapes philippinarum (Manila clam), 3503 nucleotides long. RefSeq names its product tektin-3-like. The record is from RefSeq and is a predicted model, not a curated record. Bases 337 to 1767 code for a protein of 476 amino acids. Lineage: Eukaryota; Metazoa; Mollusca; Bivalvia; Venerida; Veneridae. The transcript has 12 exons. Gene Ontology annotation, cellular component: microtubule cytoskeleton; nucleus. Gene Ontology annotation, biological process: cilium movement involved in cell motility; cilium assembly.
GUCGAAUUGAAAUCGUUCAUUUUGAUAUGUCAGGGGAUUAAGCUAACAUUGCAACGGAAGUGCAAAAUACGGUGAGUGGAUACUUUAGUCCUUGGUAACGCGACUCCAUUUUCAUAGCGACGAGACGGUAGCUUGAUAGCAGAGGGAUUUCUUUCUCGACGUCAAACCGGAAGUGGGCAUCAUCACGUGACAGUUACUUAGAAACGUGUGUCUGACAACGUCGCCAUCCUCACAACUAUUGUUGCAUUCAGCGUGCUGUCGAAAAUUUAGACAAUCUAACCGUACAAACGAUAUUUUGGAUUUAGUUCAGGGUCCAAGUCCCGUACAGCAUUCAAAAUGAGUCACAAGGGACGAAGCUGUACCAGAUUGGCAUUUUACGACAGCCCAGCCAUUGUCCGCUCCCGAAGUGCGACACCACUCACACCGGAAAUGUCCAAAAUCCUGCCAUACGUUUCCGACAAAACUAUUUCAAGACAUCUGGGGUAUGCAGGACGAUCAAUGGAUCUAGGUCAUGCCAGGAACUACUUCAACCCUGCCAGGAACACAAUUUACUCCCGAUACACACCCAAUGACUGGGGAGUUUCUAACCAGAUGAACUACAGUUUGUCCGACAAAGAGCGCGCAUUUGGCGAGCGUCUACGUGCCGACGCUUGGAGAGCAAUGAAAGAAACAGACGCCAGAACCAGAAACCGCCAAAAUGACGUCACCAAAAAGCUAGGCGAACGUGUUUAUGACAUCGCAUUUUGGAAGAGUGAGCUAAACAUGGAAAUCAACUCCCUAGCAACCGAGAUUGAAAAUUUGAAGGAAUACCGCCGUACCUGCGAGAAGGCUCUCUCCGACACAGCUAACCCAUUACAUAUUGCCGAGGAAUGUUUGAUGCAUAGAGAAAAGAGACAAGGAAUUGACCUGGUUAAUGAUGAUGUCGAGAAAGCUCUUGUCCGAGAAGUGAAUGUAAUCAAGAAAUGUCAAGCUAAGAUGAAGAGAGUUUUGGACAAAGCUGCCGUCCAACUGAAGAUGAACCGUGCUGCACAGCACACUUUGGAAAUCGACGCCAAGGACAAACAUCAUGCACAAGGACUUGACGAUCGCAUCCAGUCGUACAGAAACGGUUCAGCUGGCACUGGUUACUAUCCUGGCAUUGAAAAUAUUGAUAACACAAUCACUAUCCCAGAAUCAUGGGCAAGGUACACACAGGAAAACAUUGCCAGAUCCCAGAAGGAACGUGCAUCUUCUGAACGUUUAAGAGGAGAGAUCGACAGCUGUCUCCGCCAGUGCGCUAACGACAUGUGGAACAUGUUCAACACAGUGAAUAACGCCUUCAACACGAGAAUACGCGAGACUACAGAUGCUAGAAACAAACUUCAAGCUCAUCUCCAGAGAACAAUGGCUGAAAUCUUCGAUAUGGAGAAGAACAUUGCAUUGCUACGAAAGGCCAUCCAGGACAAGGAGGCACCAAUGAAGGUUUCACAAUCUCGUCUAGAUGAAAGAACCAGACGUAUUAACGUAGAGCUCUGUAACGAUCCAGUCAUGAGAUCUCUGCAGCGUGAGGUGAGCGAGAUCCGAGAAUCUGUGCGUCUACUCAAAGAGCGUCUGAAGGCAUCAGAGUUGAGCUUGGCACGCUUGAUGAAGACAAAGGCAACAUUGGAACACGACAUCUCGGUCAAGGAGAACAGUCUAAGAAUAGAUUCACAGUAUUGCAUGGGCAUGCGCAAAGGAUUCCCAAUGGAUCCAAAAGUCGGACCAAUUUUCCAAAUGCCUACAUGCUAGGGAACUUUAAAUCAAUAGACAUAUUUUGUUUAAAUAAUUCUAAUUGAACACUUUAUUUAAUAAAGAAAUUAUCUCAUGCUUCAUGCAACAUUUUAGUGCGUGUGAUUUCUCAAAAUAUUACUAAAAAGAAUAAGGUGUUAUAAAGCGUAUGAAGUCAUCCUUCCUGGAUUGUGUCACCAUUUAAACCGGCAACAUAGUGCUAUUUCAGGUGUUGCUGAAAUUAAUUCCUAUUUUUGCCCAUAUCUCAAAAUUAUGUUAUAUAUUACAAAGGGUUUUACAUAAUGUUAUAUAUCAUGGUUACAAAAUUGCAAACAUUCAGAAAACAGCCCCAACGUUUUGUUUUUGCAUUUUAUUUUUUCAUGCAGUGCACACAAAUUUCUUUCUAGAUCUGCAAUCGGCCAUGUUUGUUAUCUAUUUUUUGAGUGUGGUCACAUUAAUUAAAUCUUUUUUAACUGCCAUGAAAAAGCUACCAUCGUUAGUUUGUACAUUUAACUAUUAUUUGUUUAUUUUCUUUUACUUUGUGCUUAGUUUUUUAAAACAUAUGUACAAUGCUUACUUAGUAAGCAUGUCUUUUUUCUCUCGGUUUUAACACGCUAGAUUUAAGAGAUAAUCUUGUUUGGUUUCCAAUCAUUUUUUGUAAUUAUAUUUCUCCCCUCUCAAUAUAACAUUUCUUAAAUAAUUUCUUACAGGAAGGUGAGUUUUAGUUAAUCGCUUGACAAAAUGAUUUAAACAGAUAUGGGCAUAUUCUAAUCCCUUUCAUUCUUUUUAUGUGGCUGUAAAGAAAUGUUAUAUUGAGAAGGGUUUGAUGGGUGCGGAUUUCACUCUCUCUUUUCUCAUAGUACAAAACAGUAUUAUAUUGUUAUCCUAUUCCACAAUGUAAAUUAUGUACAGUGUGCUUAUUUUCAUUGUAGUAACUUGUUUUUUUAUAUUUCAUGUAUUUAUUUUAGAUUUUAUUUCAUUCGAGUCAUUUUUAUUACGCUAUUGGUAUCAAUUCAGCUCUCCGACGCCGGAGAAUCUUAUGGUUUGUUGCACUGAAACUGUUCUCCAGCGUUGAAGAGCUCCUAAUAGCUAUCCUUUGAGAUCUUCAAUAUAGAAGAGCUCAUGAUAUCUAUAAAUAGGCUAAAUUGCCUAACACCGUAGUCAGAUUAGAUUCUUAGAAUAGAAGCAAUUAUGCUUACAACCAAAAACAGUAUUUUUUUCAUUCGUCAUUCUGGUGUGAAAAUGUAAUCAAAUUGUAUUUUUUAUAAUUUUUUGUGUAUAUGAGGUAGAGGUCAAAUGAAUUUGUUUCCAAAAAAAAAACGUAACCAAAAUAUGAUGCUGUAGAUGUUUAGUCUUCAAGUAUCUUCAAACUUUCUCCCGAACUUAAUUAGUAUGAUGAAAAAUAAGCAACAAAGAACGAACUUUGAAGACUUUUGUCCACUGAAUGACUUUUUUAUCAGUAUUAUUUAACACGAAGUAUUACUAUUGUGUCCACCACAAUCUAAGUUAUUUAUCUACAAAUGUAGAUUGUUUAUUUAUGUCCUUGCUCAAAACGGCGGGAGAAAUAUCUUGCCUAAAAAUCAAAUUCCCUUGUCUGUGAUAAGUAUAACAGGAUUUCCGGAAGUCAUGAGUGUACGCAUGCGUUUAGAGAUUUCCGGUCUGAAGGUCUACUAGUUAUGUUUGUUAUUUUGUAUGUAUUGCAUAGAACCACAAUUACCAAGGCUUAUGUUGUUUGCACAAUAAAAAUCUUACAUAAA